Molecule: messenger RNA, 3860 nt
Organism: Actinia tenebrosa (Australian red waratah sea anemone)
Lineage: Eukaryota; Metazoa; Cnidaria; Anthozoa; Actiniaria; Actiniidae
Molecular function (GO): serine-type endopeptidase inhibitor activity; protein binding
Source: RefSeq, a predicted model, not a curated record
GAGCUCACUGCCUGUCAACGGAGAUACCAACAUGCCAUGAAACGAUUGUCCAACAAGUUCGACCAACACGCGCCUGCGUGUAAGCCUGAUGGAAGCUAUGAUGAGAUUCAAUGUYAUGGUCAAACUUGCCAGUGUGUGGAUCGCAAAGGCAUGGAGGUGCUUAACACAAGGAUGCAAUCUGUUGCUAGGAGACCAAACUGUGCUCACCCAGAUCAUAACCUGUCUCCUUGUGAAAAGGCUCGUCGAGUUGCCAUGACAACAGGCAGGUUUGCUCCUCGAUGUCAGCCAGACGGAAGCUGGCAGCUGAUCCAGUGUGAACACACUACCAAGGAAUGCUGGUGCUUAGACGACAACAAUGCAGAAGUUAAAGAGACAAGAACUAGUGGCCCAAUCUCGUGUAGAAGUACAGGCAAUAAAGGAAAUUGUUGGCAGGAGUACGUCAAGACGCUCAGAUCAUCAAGGAGAUCAAGCCGAUUACCAUGGUGUAGGAGAGACGGCACAUACAACCCAAUGCAAUGUCAUGGUUCUUUCURCUACUGUGUGACUAAAGAUGGUUCUGAAAUUUCCGGUAGUAAGCUGAGUGUGGUGGUGGGCAAGCCAAACUGUACCUCUAAAGGUGAAAGUGUAACUCUGUGUCAGCGGCAGUACCAUGGAGCCAUGCUCUCUGGGUUCACGGGUGGUCACGUGCCAAGAUGUAAGCGAGAUGGUCGGUAUGAAGAGGUACAGUGUCAAUCAGGUACAUCAGUGUGUUGGUGCGUCGACGUGAAAGGCAAAGAGCUACCUGGGACAAGGACAGCUAAUGCUAUAAAGUGCCCUGUCAUAGGUGGGCCAUUGACUACAUGUCAGCGCAUGUACCUGGAUUAUGCUCGUAAACCGUCAAAGAAUYGCAUGACACCAAGAUGCACACCCGAAGGAGAGUUUGAGUCUGUUCAGUGUCAAGCGCUGUUUUGCUUUUGUGUCGAUAAAGAUGGUAAAGAAAUACCAGGAACACGUUUGAAUAACACUAUUGGGAGGCCAAUGUGCAAUAUAAAAGAAAACAAUUUCCUGAGCUCAUGUCAACGAGAAGCAAAAGACAUCGAAACACAUCCCAGUAUGAAAAACCAACACAAACCACGCUGCAAUGCAAACGGUAGCUACGAAGAAGUGCAAUGUGAUCCAAGGACAGGUCAAUGCUGGUGUGUUGAUCGACUUGGACGUGAGCUGACGGGUACCAGAACAAGUGGAUAUGUUAAAUGCCCUUCUGCAGGUCAUUCUUUAACUCCCUGUCAAAAAGAAUACCAAAAUAUCCUUCGACGGUCCCUGUUACCCCACAUGGUACCACAGUGUACAUCAGAGGGUCGUUACGAGCCCGUUCAGUGCAGUGAAAACUACUGCUUCUGUGUCAAUGCUUAUGGAGUCGAAAUCGCUUACUCGAGAGCACCGAAGAACGAGGAAACACCUGUUUGCCAGCCAGUAGACAUAGGUCCAACUCUCUGCCAGAAACAGCUUCAAAUUUACAUGCGAGCAGACGACCACCGUCAACUCGAACCCAGCUGUAACCCAGACGGCUCAUUCCGUGAUAUUCAGUGUUAUGGCGCUGAAUGUUACUGUGUUGAUAGCAGAGGUGUGGAAAUACAAGGGACGAGAAAGAACUUUAUUGAUGGAAGACCAAUCUGCGAGAAAAAAUUGACCAUUUCUUCAUCCUGCUGGAACGAUUACGUUCUUACCUCUAAUUCCUCUCAUUCUGGUACCUUCACUCCCUGGUGCAAGAAGAGUGGCACUUACAAACCCACUCAGAUCCAGGGCUCGCGCUACUUCUGCGUAAAUGACCGUGGAUUUGAAGUACUGGGAACAAGUGUUAGCGUCAUGCAGGAACAACCAAACUGUAAGGCAGCCGUCUCUCCAGGAUUUAUCCCAUCUCCAUGCCAACGAGAGCAGAUCAGGCAUACAUACGAACCAAAAGCAGAGGGGAGUUACAUUCCCAAGUGUAAAACUGACGGAAGCUAUGACUCAAUACAGUGCGAUACGACACGAGGACAGUGCUGGUGCGUGGAUCGAGACGGGCAGGAACUUGAUGGAAUGAGGACUGCCGGAUUAAUCAUUUGCCCUGGUGAUGCACCUUUUACACGAUGCCAAGCUCAGAGGGACAAAGCACUAAGAAAUAUCUUUGUUGGUUCGUCAUUACCUUUAUUUGUUCCUCGCUGUAAACUGGACGGUGGGUUUGAGCACGUACAAUGCCAUGGUCUUAGCGGUCAGUGUUGGUGUGUGGAUGAAAAUGGUAAUGAAUUUCCAGGAAGUGUUACGACAGGAAAGAGACCAGACUGUGCUAAAGCUGCAAAGAUGACAAGCUGUCAACGUCAUCGUCUAAUGGCCUUGGGAUUGACAGGGAGACCGAAUCCAGGGCGCUAUGUUCCUCAGUGUAAACCUGACGGCAAAUACAAAGACGUACAGUGUCACAUUGGGACAGGAUUGUGUUGGUGCGUUAACGAAAAGGGACAAGRACUUAUUGGGUCUAGGACAUGGGGAGAUCCACAGUGCCAAAGGACACCCUCAGAAAAAAGAUUUCCACUAGACAUUGCUAUAAUGUUCCCACCAUCGUCGUCUGACCCAGCCAUCACUGCUAUGAAGACAUUCACUAAGUCUAUCGUGAAUUCAUUCGAUAUUUCCCCAACGGGCACUCGCUUCAGCUUUGCCGUGUUUGCAGACGAUGUUCACUCGCCUCUCAGCUUUAGCUCUCUGGAAGGAAGGAGUAUUUCGAAGGAAAAUGUAGAGAAAGUUCUAGAUGGAAUGAAGAUGACUGGAAGUGUUACGAGACUGGACAAGGGACUCCAAUGGGUAGACCAAGAGAUAUUUAAUGAAUAUAAUGGAAUGACACCAAUGGUUCUAAAGGUACUUAUAGUUAUCAUGGAUAAGAAGCAAACACGUGACCAGGGCCGAUACGUCCCAUUAUCAAUCGCAUCAGAAGAUCUCAAAGCCAAAGGUAUCAAGAUCUACUGCAUAGGAAUUGAGAGUUUAAUUGAACUGGGUGAACUCAUGGAUGUUUGCUCAAGUCCUUCUGAUGUCUACACUGUUAAGGAUUAUAAUGACCUCGCUAAAAAUGGAAAAGAAAUGGUGAAAAUUGUUAAAAACUACACAAGAAAUGAACUAAGAGCUGUUAAACAAUGCAACCUCCCCUUGAAGUCAGGAAGGCGUGGAUGCUUAGCCUCUCUACGUUCUUGGUACUACAACAGUAGGUUGGGACAGUGCCUGCAGUUUACGUACAGCGGUUGUGGUGGAAAUGCAAAUAACUUCGCGACUCAUGAGAAAUGCAGAAAAAGUUGUGGAGGUAUCCUUCCGCUUUGCUACGAAGUUCAGCACAGAAAAGCUUUUCUAUCAACGAGUCAUUAUCAGCCAGAGUGUGAGCGUACAGGAGAAUACAAACCUGUGCAAUGUUAUGGAUCUAGUACAUACUGUUGGUGUGUUGAUAGGCAAGGCAAAGAGAUUCCACAAACCAGAGUUAGUGGUGGAGUACCAGUAUGCAGUCUCCGUGGAGAAAAGUCAACGCUAUGUCUAGCUGCUCGUCGUAAAUCCCUCGGUCAGUUUGGAGUUCCGAGUAUUGGCCGACAUGUACCCGACUGUGAUGCGAAUGGAAACUAUAAUAGUCUUCAGUCCGAUGGUAAUUCAGAUUAUCACUGGUGCGUAGAUUCCUCGGGAUAUGCCAUUUCUGGAACCCAACGUUGGGGAAUACCUGACUGUAAAAAUAUUGUGCCCUACAAUAGAGGACCAUCGAACGUGUGACUCAUCUCCCAAGUGUUCCCAUGACAACGAUUGCUCAYCUGGUUUGACGUGCUGCCAAUGUGGUAAAGCUACGAGAUGUCUUAGCCCUACCAACAAAAGAAGAU